Molecule: messenger RNA, 1743 nt
Organism: Rhinocladiella mackenziei CBS 650.93
Lineage: Eukaryota; Fungi; Ascomycota; Eurotiomycetes; Chaetothyriales; Herpotrichiellaceae
Exons: 3
Coding region: 1-1743 (580 amino acids)
Molecular function (GO): catalytic activity
Source: RefSeq, a predicted model, not a curated record
AUGAUUGUCCCGAACCCAUUAGGGCUCUAUUCCGUUCCUGAAGAGGCGGGAAAGGUGUUUAUUGAAGGCAUUGCCAACAAUCCUAAACUAACAAGCCUUCUUCCAGAAGAUGUUUUCGCAUUCGCUAGCAGGAUCAAACUGGUCGGCAAUGAUUCUCCCAGCAUUCCGAUCAACUGGCGCUUCGCUGAAUCGGCAACGGCCCUGAAAAUGUUGGAAGCAUGCAUGAUCGCGAAGCUAGUCGAAAAGAAAUAUGGCACCAAAUUGUCCGGCGCCACCAUCAACACAGAUCACGCCAGCCUUUUUCUCAUGUCCACCUUACUCUACACUGUCUACCCCGAUACCGAGGAUGCGAUUCCAGGUACUCUAGCAGGGCCGGAGCUCGCGAGACUGGAUGCGAAAAUACCCAAUUAUGACUUUCGACAGAUGCAAUCGUCGCGGCACCGAAUUUGCGCCACGAGCAUCUACAAGACGAAGGACCACCGGUAUUUCCAUAUUCAUGGGAGCAUGGAUCCCAACCCCACACUCGAAAGCAUUGGCCUUCCCAUGGAUUCUAAAGCAACAACAUGGGAGGAAGCUCGCGCGCCCUUUAUCGAGAAGUUAUCACAGAUUGAUAGUCAGGAGAUGCAACGGCUUGCGACAGACGUCUACGGACAGGCAGGCGUGAUUUGCGAAUCCAUCUCAUCCUUCCGAGAUUCAGAACACGGUAAAGCAAACGCACACGUCGCCCUCUUUGAGAUCCACGAUGCUCCUAACCCGGCACAUCCGCCUUCCUGGUGGCCCGACAGCCCACAGACGUCGAGCAAACGGCCCCUUGCAGGUCUCAAGGUGGUAGAUCUAACACGGGUUAUUGCGGCUCCGGCGGUCACACGAGGAUUGGCGGAACUAGGGGCAUCUGUCAUGCGGGUAACAUCGCCGAAUCUCGUCGAUUACUCUUACCUUCACAUUGACUUGAAUUGGGGCAAAUGGAACUCCAGUGUGGAUCUCAAGACCGAGGAAGGGAAAAAGUUGCUCCGCGAUCUUAUCCUUGAUGCCGAUGUGGUUAUCCAAGGCUAUCGACCCGGCGUGCUCGAUAAAUAUGGCUUCAGUCAACAGGCCAUCAUCGAUCUUGUCGCCUCUUCGGGACGAGAACGAGGAAUCAUAUCAGCGCGCGAGAACUGCUACGGAUGGAACGGACCAUGGAGCCAGCGCAGUGGCUGGCAGCAAAUCUCCGAUGCCUGCACUGGAGUUUCUUGGGCCUUUGGCAAGGCCAUGGGCCUAGAGAAUGGAGAACCGGUCACUCCAGUGUUCCCAAAUAGCGACUAUAUGACCGGCAUCGCCGGUGUGGUCGCGAUUCUGACCGCACUGCUCCGUCGAGCAGACAAGGGAGGAAGUUAUAAAGUGGACUUGGCCUUGAAUUACUACAAUCAAUGGCUCGUGGAGAGUGUCGGGGAGUACCCCGCUCACGUAUGGGAAGACGUGUGGUCGCGACAUGGUAAAAAAAUAUUCAGGUGUUACCACAACAUGCCAUUUCUGGUUCCCGCGUACAUCGAGAUGCUCCGGUGCAAUUCCUCUGCCGAACUUUUCGACCCAAAAUUCUUUGAAGACAGAUACAGCGGUGCAAUUGAUGCAGUGAUCCGGACCGUGAGACCCAUCAUACAAUUCGACAAGGAUGAGGUGGAGUUGAAGUACAAUGUCGGCACUCGAGGGAAUGGGAAGGAUACACCUAGAUGGCCUCAAGAUCUGGGGGUAGAAGUUGUAUCGUAA